AUGAGGCUGAAAGGUUUGUUUUUGUUUAAGGAUGAGAACUUGUAUGAGGUUGUGAAGAUGUUGUUGGGAGAGGAAAUUGUCCAUGUAUUUCAUCGCUAUAGGAUGAACAUGGAGGCAUAUUCAUUGAUUGUAGCCUGGGGUUUCCAAUUUGAGGUUGAGGUGGACAAAGUGAAAAAUGCCUUGAGAGUUGUAAUUGACUCAAGGUGGCAGGCAUUCAAAACUUUCAAAAGGUUGAAGCAAUGUGAUGAUGUUUUAGGGGUUCUUCAUGAAGUGGCACGAGCAGAGUAUGUGCAUAAAUUGGCUCCUCGAGGCAUUUAUACAAGUGGUCAUGGAAGUUCUGCAGUUGGUUUGACUUCUUAUGUAUCAAAGGAUCCUGAAACUGGUAAAACAGUUCUAGAAAGUGGAGCACUGAUAUUGAGUGAUAGGGGUAUUUUUUGCAUAGACGAGUUUGACAAGAUGUCAGAUAAUGCUCAUAGCAUGUUACACGAGGUUAUGGAACAACAAACAAUGUCAAUUGCAAAGGUUGGGAUCAUAGCAUCUAUUAAUGCAAGGGCAUUAGUUUUAGCUUGUGCCAAUCCUAGCGAUCGACAUCUUGCAAGGCAUCUUGUUGCAUUGCAUUAUGAUGAGCCUGAGGACCAAAUACUAGAUGCAUUGGACCUCCCAACCCUCACUUCAUAUAUCACUUAUGCAAGACAACAUAUACAUCCUAAAAUAUCUAAUGAGGCUGCAAAGGCUCUGAUCUGUGGUUAUGUUGAAAUGCGUAGGAAGGGCAACUUCACUGGCAGUAGCAAAAAGGUUAUCACAACAACACCUACUCAAAUUGAAAGGUUGAUAAGAAUUAGUGAAACACUAACCCGAUCUCAACUGGGACCAUUGACAUGGAUCUCAUCACUACGAGAGUUUCAGCUAGUGAAAGAAUAA
This is a messenger RNA of Cryptomeria japonica (Japanese cedar), 921 nucleotides long. RefSeq names its product DNA replication licensing factor MCM4-like. The record is from RefSeq and is a predicted model, not a curated record. Gene Ontology annotation, molecular function: ATP binding; single-stranded DNA binding; single-stranded DNA helicase activity. The transcript has 4 exons. The coding region runs from base 1 to 921 and encodes 306 amino acids. Gene Ontology annotation, biological process: double-strand break repair via break-induced replication; DNA strand elongation involved in DNA replication; mitotic DNA replication initiation. Gene Ontology annotation, cellular component: nucleus; MCM complex. NCBI's taxonomy places the organism in Eukaryota, Viridiplantae, Streptophyta, Pinopsida, Cupressales, Cupressaceae.